AAAGUCACAUUUGAGUUUGGAAAUCUCUCUCUAUGAUUAUGGUUUCCAUUGCAAUGUUUCUCACUGUCUAGGUAACACCAGAAGGCGUAAAACAGACACCACACCACAUCACACUUCAUCAUCAUCACCCUCUUUCCAUCAACCACACUGCAAAGUGCACAACUAGAAAGCCACUCUUGUGGGCCCCAUAUACAAGCUGGACGAAUAAUCUAGUGUUGGGGUUUUUGGCUGGAGUAUUAUAGCCACAGACUCAAUGCCUAUUGCCACUAAAGAAAUGGAUUCUGCAUUCCAAACGGCAGGAGCAAACCCAGGAUUAGAAAUUUGGUGUAUUGAGAACCAGCAGUUGGUUUCGGUGUCAAAGUCAAGUCAUGGAAAAUUCUAUACCGGAAGUGCAUACUUAGUCUUGAAUGCCGUCUUUCCGAAAAUUGGACCUCCUCAUUAUGACAUACAUUAUUGGCUGGGAAGUGAAGCAAAGAAGGUAGAUUCAAGCUUGGCAUCAGAAAAGGCACUUGAGCUGGAUGCAGCAUUAGGAUCGUGUAGUGUUCAAUACAGGGAAAUUCAAGGCCAAGAAUCGCAGAAGUUUCUAUCAUACUUCAGGCCUUGUCUUAUACCCAUUGAAGGAGUGUUUACUUCGAAACAGGGGAGUUUGAAUGGUGAAUAUCAAGUCCACCUGUAUACUUGCAAGGGAGAUUAUGUUGUUCAUGUGAAGGAAGUGCCUUUUAUGAGGACAUCGUUGAAUCAUGAAGAUGUAUUCAUCCUUGACACGGCCUUAAAAAUCUUCCUCUUCAGUGGGUGCAACUCUACCAUUCAAGAAAGAGCUAAAGCUUUGGAGGUUGUUCAGUAUAUCAAGGAGAAUAAACAUGGUGGAAAGUGCGAAGUGGCAACUAUAGAGGAUGGAAAAUUUGUUGGUGAUUCCGAUGUGGGUGAAUUCUGGAGUUUAUUUGGUGGUUACGCUCCCAUUCCUCGAGAACAGCCUCCUGUGCAAGAAUCUGAGGCUCCUCCUCUAAAGCUAUUUUGGAUAAAUUUACAGGGAAAACUUUGUGAGAGUGGAACUAAUGUAUUCAGCAAAGAAAUGCUUGAGACAGACAAGUGUUAUAUGUUGGACUGUGAUAGUGAGAUUUUUGUCUGGAUGGGAAGGCAGACUUUAUUGACUGAAAGAAGAACAGCCACCAGAGCUAUAGAAGAUUUUGUCAGAAAUGAAGGCAGAUCAAGCAAGACUCAUUUGACAUUUUUGUCAGAAGGAUUGGAAAGUACCAUCUUUCGGUCAUACUUUACUAAUUGGCCUAAAACAGUGGAGCUUAGGCUUUAUGAGGAAGGCAAAGAAAAAGUGGCAGCCAUAUUCAAGCACCAGGGUUAUGAGGUGAAAGAACUUCCUGAAGAAGACAACGAACCAUCUAUAGAUUGUAGUGGCACAAUAAAAGUUUGGCGGGUGGAUGGUGAUGAAUUGUCCCUUCUUUCAGUAACUGAAUUGACAAAGCUUUACAGUGGAGAUUGCUAUAUUGUACAGUAUACAUUUCCAGGAAAUGGAAGAGAUGAGACACUAUUUUAUGCUUGGAUUGGCUCCAAAAGUGUAAUGGAGGAUAAAACAGCUGUCAUUUCCCACAUGAGUACCAUGGCUGAUUCAAUCAGAACUAAUCCAGUUAUGGCUCAAAUCCAUGAGGGUAAAGAACCAGCUCAGUUUUUCUCAAUACUUCACAGACUAGUUGUAUUCAAGGGGGGAAACAGUUCAGGGUAUAGAAACUUUAUUGAAGAAAAAGGUAUGGUGGAUGACACUUACAAUGAAAACCUGGUUGCUUUGUUUCGAGUACAAGGUACAAGUCUAGAUAAUAUGCAGGCCAUCCAAGUUGAUCAAGUUUCAACCUCCCUGAAUUCAUCCUAUUGCUACAUUCUGCAAAAUGAAGGAUCUAUCUAUACUUGGAUUGGGAGUCUGUCUUCUGCUAGAGACCAUAAUCUUCUUGAUAGACUGGUGGAGCUACUUAAUACAAAAUGGCUACCUGUUUCUGUGAGGGAAGGGAAUGAACCUGAUGUUUUCUGGGAAGUUCUUGGUGGAAAGGCAGAGUAUCCAAAAGGCAAAGAAAUUCAAGGAUUCAUAGAUGAUCCACAUUUAUUUGCAUUAAAAAUAACAAAAGGAGGAGACUUCAGGGUGAAAGAGAUAUACAAUUAUACACAGGAUGAUUUAAUUACUGAAGAUGUUUUGUUGCUUGAUUGUCAAAGAGAGAUUUAUGUUUGGGUUGGCUUGCAUUCGGCUGUGAAAUCAAAACAAGAAGCUCUUAGUCUUGGCCAGAAAUUUCUGGAAAUGGAUGUCCUUGCUGAAGGCCUAUCCCUUGACAUCCCUAUUUAUAUUGUAACAGAAGGUUAUGAGCCACCAUUUUUCACUUGUUUCUUUUCAUGGGAUCAUUCAAGAGAAAAUAUUGUUGGCAACUCAUUUGAGAGAAAGCUUGCAAUUCUGAAAGGAAAAGCAAAAAGUGUAGAAGGACAUAUUAGAAACCCAUUAAAAGCAACCUCCUGGGACUCUACUCCUCCUAAUGGUCACAGAAGCUUUUCUACUUUCUCCAAUGGGCGUGGAAGAAGUAGUUCCCCUUUACCUAGCCGUGCAGGUGAUAGGCUUCUUUCUAGCUCUACUCCUGUUGUCAAGAAGCUCUUUGAAGGCUCUCCUACCAAUGACAGUGCUGAAAAACCAACGCCACAGACUGAGUCUCCAGCCACAGAACUAAGCUCAUCUAACGAGUCUGCAAGUUUCACUCAAAAGGAUAGAAAUUUGGAUGGUGAGAAUUUGCCUACAUACCCCUACGAACGCCUGAGAGUAGUUUCUGCUAAUCCAGUAACUGGCAUUGAUUUGACAAAAAGAGAGGUGUAUCUAUCCAAUGAAGAGUUUCGUGAGAAGUUUGGAAUGCCAAAAUCUGCUUUUUCUAAGCUUCCUAGAUGGAAACAAAACAAACUGAAGAUGUCACUGGAUCUGUUUUAGAGCAAGGUGACUGUGUUUUUGUGGCACUAUAUUACAACAUUUUAGGAUGAUACAAAUUUUAUCUCGUGAGUGCAUUGAGAGUUUGAGGUUGAGUUUGCGAAAUACGUCUCAUAUAGUAUUCUUCACCAACUUUCUACAUAUUUAUUCCUUCAUUUUAUCUCACAAUGUUCUGUUUUGAAGAUGGUGUUUUUGGGGCAUACAUGUGGAAAUAUGUAAUGUUUUUUUGCUUGAAGAGAAAAUGUUGUAUAGUAUUUUUAGUACCGAAUGUUCAAACAAACUUGGAUAGGGUUUGAUUGAAUAUCUAUGAUCUAUGGACUAAGGUUUCUUGCCCUUGAACACAAGUGCUAAAUAGUUUAUUGCAUGAAUUUCUAUUAUUGAUGUUUCAUUAA
Vigna umbellata (rice bean) is the source of this 3354-nucleotide messenger RNA. RefSeq names its product villin-like 1 (gene VLN1). Gene Ontology annotation, molecular function: actin filament binding. The record is from RefSeq and is a predicted model, not a curated record. Gene Ontology annotation, biological process: cytoskeleton organization. Lineage: Eukaryota; Viridiplantae; Streptophyta; Magnoliopsida; Fabales; Fabaceae.